This is a messenger RNA of Porites evermanni, 333 nucleotides long. The record is from the annotation of a GenBank genome assembly. Lineage: Eukaryota; Metazoa; Cnidaria; Anthozoa; Scleractinia; Poritidae.
AUGGCAACAUUCAGAGAGGCAAGGGAAACUUUAUUGUUUGCUUAUCAAGAUGGAAGCAUUGAUGAUACAGAGUUUGCCCUGUUGUACGAUUUAAAUUCUUCUGAAAAUCUCGAAUUUCCUUAUUGGAAGUAUGGUCGCUUCGAUCUUGAUUCUAUGACAGAUGAUGAGUGUAAAACUGAGUUUCGGUUUUUCAAGAACGAUAUUUAUUUACUCGGAGAACUUCUUGAUAUUCCAGACAUAUUGAAGUGCCCCAAUGGCGUUCUUGUGGACGGAACGGAGGCUUUGAGUGUGCUGUUGAAGCGUUUUGCAUACCCGUGUCGAUUUGCAGAUAUG